UUUCAAGCUCUACGUGACUUUCACCCAUUGUCUACAGCAAAUUGAAAAAUAGCAAAAUAGGAAAAAAUAAUACACUUGUUCUCGAUAGUAUUUAUCAGCUCGUCAAUCCUCUCGCACAACGCAACGUAAUUACUACAUAAAAUGUAAAGCAGUUCUAGAUGACAUACUAUCAAAAUGAACGCCCGCAGUCUCACCAUAGUUCAGAUAAUCAUAGUAGGCUCUGUUAGCGCAGUAGUCUACGACGUUACAAAAUAUGGCGCUGAUACUACAGGUAGAAAUCCUAGUACUCAAGCUAUUGCAGCUGCUAUCAAUGCUGCAGCUUUAAAAAAUGGUGGUAUUGUGUAUUUUCCGCGUGGAAAAUACACCACUGGUCCAAUUGAGUUGAAAUCGGGGAUCCAUGUAGACUUUGCGGAUGGUACACUGAUUACUUUUCUAGAUGACCCGAAGUUAUAUCCUAGCAUAACUGUCAAGUUACCAGAUGGAAAGACGCGACACCUUCCCUACACGCCACUAAUCAGAGGUAUGGGUGUAAACAACGUAGCAAUCAAAGGCAAUGCCAUCAUUGAUGGUCGAGGUCAAAUUUGGUGGGACCGGCUUCACCCACCAAGCGAUAGACCCGUUUCGGUACACUUCUGGGUCGCAAACAAUAUUGUUCUGCAGAGCUUCCACAUCCAAAACAGUCCGAUGUUCAACGUACAUAUUGUGGACAGCAAUAAUAUUGAGAUAAAUAGUAUCAGCAUCAAAAACCCUCCAGAUUAUCAUGGAAAAGGCCCAAAUACUGAUGGCAUCAACCUCAACUCUGUUAAGAACGUACAUAUCGCUAAUGUCAAUAUAGCUACUGGAGAUGACUGCAUAGCACUUAAUGGGAACACUGACUCAAGAGCUACAAAUGAACUAUGCUCAAUACACUUGACUAAAAAUUGGGACGCUGACUUCGAGAAUAGUCAUUAAAACAUGCACUUUCCUCGACAUAACCUCCUUACUUUGUGCAAGGCCCCGAUAAUUCCUAUCCUCGAGUGCUACUCACAUGUUUGGGGUGCUGCCACCACGAUUACCUUGUCCGUACUCGAUAGCGUUCAGAGGAAGGAUGUUCGACUGAUCGAUAACCUUUUUCUAACGGAACCUCGCGAUCUCGCUCUCUUCUACCACUAUGUAACAGGCUUUGCUCCUUAGAGCUCCCUCCAUGAUGUCGUCAUGCGAUGAGUCUAUCAGAUAGACUAGAACCUUAAAAUCUAACACUUUCAAGCUUCGUACAUCCCGAACUUCCCGGUAUGAUCGUUGCUUGUUUCUUUUGUGGAACAAUCUGCUUGAGGAGGCUCUUCCAAGUUGUGCUAUCUUUAGGCAGCUCAAAAGUCAGACUGACAAUGUAUCUUUAAGCUCCUUACAGCGGUCGCAGUGCCCCGGUAUUUAGGCGGAUGCUUCAGCGUAAAAAGGAACUGUAGGGCUUUUGAAACUUGCUGUCAAUGUCAGCGCGAAAAUGUUCGCAUAUCCGGUGGCCUAGGCAUUCGAUUUGUCCAGGAAAUGGGAAUUGGUCAAAAUUGCGGACGCACAGAAUUUUUAUUUUGCAUCAAUAUUGAACUGAGGUAAAUUGAAAAACGGGCCUUGCAGAGCCUCUUGUCGUCAGCAAGAAAUAAGGUUUGAGAUCUAUAUAUACUAAGUGACAUAUAAAUCCGAACACCCAGUUUAAAUGGUUUUAUUUUAAUAAAAUUUUGUAUAAGUACUUAAUGGAGCAUAAUAAGUGAAUGAUAAAAAUUUCAAAAUGAUUUCACUGCUUUAAAGCCCUUUGACCUUUAAUAAUGUGUGGAUGCACCCUGAUGUACUACGCAUUCUCCAACG
Messenger RNA from Acanthoscelides obtectus, 1836 nucleotides. The record is from the annotation of a GenBank genome assembly. NCBI's taxonomy places the organism in Eukaryota, Metazoa, Arthropoda, Insecta, Coleoptera, Chrysomelidae.